GCUAACUUGAGCAAUAAGGAGUCUGGUUAAAUAGGGUUGUCCCACGACUCAUGUAUUGUUUUUUUCACGUCAGUUCUGCUCUUUUCGUUACGUAGUUCAUCAGUUACAACCGGAGUGAACCACCAGAGCCUGUAUGUAUUGAUAAACUUGUUUAAGUGGACUUUGUGUACAUUUUUGGGACGUUUCACCUCAGACUCAUCUCCUUUAGCCACGAAUGCUAACUGAAGUUAGUGUAGCCUGCUAGCUGGAAAUAGACGGAGACAGAACUCGGUCACACAGCGCUGGUAGGAGAGACUGUUGAAUAGAGACCAAACUGUACUGUAAACCUGUCUGAAUGGAUUCUUUGCUGUUCCCUUUAUUUGAAAACGUCUGAAUUAUCUCCUGGUGUCCCACGAAACUGAUGAAGUUAGCUUGCUAGCUGCUGGAUGUAGACGGAUCCGCACGUGUCAGAUUGAGUACACCUUCUUUAACGGUGUGUGUCUGGAGGAAAAGUUUCUGUGUGUUAGUAAAAAUGUCUAUAGUUCAAAUGCUGAGAGCUUUUGUCAACCAGCGACUAACUGCGGCUGCUGAAGAGAUAUGUGAGCUGUUUGUAAGAACGAUAGCAGAGUACGAGGAGGAACUUUGUCGUUCAAAAGAAAAUCACCGACAACUGAAACUACUGGACGCCGCUGACUGCAACCCUAAAGUCCGGUUACACAGAGCAGACAUCCAGCAGCUGUCGAUGGUUGAAGAAGAUGUUCCCCUUGAGCAGCAGGAGUGGAGCUCCAGUCUGGACCAGGAGGACCCAGACCCCCCCCCACACAUUAAAGAGGAACUCUGGACCAGUCAGGAGGGAGAGCAGCUUCAAGGGCUGGAGGAGCCUGAUAUCCUGUUCAUGUUCACUUCUGUCCCUGUGAAGAGCGAAGAAGAUGAUGAAGGGAAAGCUCAGUCCUCACAGCUUCAUGAAAGCCAAACUGAGGAGAACAGAGAGUCAGAGAGAACAGAAGCUGAUGGAGAGGACUGGGGAGGACCAGAACCAGCCAGGAACUCAGAUCCAGAUAGUCCUUUACAACCAGCUACUCAUGACAAGACUUCAGACUCCUCUGAACCUGAGACUGAUGACAGUGGUGACUGGGAGGAGACUAGGGAACCUCAGUCAGGUUUAAACUCUCUGCAAAACAAUGAAGAACCUGGAAGUGAUGUUGAAUGCAAUACUGGAAACACAUCAGUUAGCUCCUCUGGAUGUGCUGGACGCUUUGGCCAUGAGGAACAUCUGCAGAAACCCACUGGAGUCCAAAAAAAAAGGAAAACAUAUUGUUGCUCUGUUUGUGGUAAAGGAUACACUCGGAUUAAGUCCUUACGGAUUCACUUGAGAUUUCACUCAGAAGGAAAUGGUUUCCCCUGCUCAGUUUGUAAAGCAAUUUUCAAGAAGCCUAGCAGUUUGACCAUACACAUGAGAAUCCACACAGGGGAGAAACCAUUUAGCUGUUCAGUUUGUGGUAAAAGAUAUGCACAAAAGGGAAAUCUAAGACAACACUUGAUCGCCCACACACACAAACCAUUUAGUUGUUCAGUUUGUGGUAAAGGAUUCUCUAUGAAUGAGACUUUAACGACUCACAUGAGACUUCAUUCAGAAAACGCCUCACCUGCUCAGUUUGUAAAAUAGUCUUCAGUAACAUUGGCAAUUAGGUUAAUUACGUGAAAGUUCACAAAGGGGCGAAACCAUUUUGAUUAAGUUAAGAUAAAGGAUUCACUCAUCAUGUGCUAGGUCAACAAAAACGCAAGUGUGUUUGUGAGAGCAGCAGAAAUAAAUGAAGCUGCAAAGAUGCUUAUUAAAGGGUAAUUUCGGUGGGGUUUUUUUUUUCAACCUGGACCCUAAUAUCCUAUGUUUUUGUGUGUAAGUGACUGAUGGGGACAACAAUCUUCUUUAAAUUGGUCCAGUGUUAAAUGUGAACGCUGUAACCGGCAGCCAUAAUGUAACCCUACGGGGCAAAUGUGGAUCGUCAAAUUGGUCCACUAAAAGUGCUUUUUUCCCCACUGACAGACUCAGAUUGUUAUUCUAAGUGUCU
Messenger RNA from Perca flavescens (yellow perch), 2048 nucleotides. Its product is annotated as zinc finger protein 260-like. The coding region runs from base 512 to 1645 and encodes 377 amino acids. Lineage: Eukaryota; Metazoa; Chordata; Actinopteri; Perciformes; Percidae. The record is from RefSeq and is a predicted model, not a curated record. The transcript is spliced from 2 exons.